This is a messenger RNA of Halichondria panicea, 1627 nucleotides long. RefSeq lists its product as uncharacterized. Lineage: Eukaryota; Metazoa; Porifera; Demospongiae; Suberitida; Halichondriidae. The coding region runs from base 460 to 1509 and encodes 349 amino acids. The transcript has 6 exons. The record is from RefSeq and is a predicted model, not a curated record.
UACAGUGUUGUAUCUGUGUUUGUUUGUACAGUGAUAUCUGUUUGCAUAAUAAAUGAUGUUUCCUAUUGUUGUAUUGUUGCUAAUUAACUUGAAGAGCCGCCAUCAAUUAAUUUUUCGAUAAAAAUUACAUGAUGCAUUGUGAGCUUAAUUAUCGAAUAUAUGCAAACACUUAAGUGGGUUGAAUUGAUUUCUAGGAAAAGAGUACAGGCUGUGUGAGACCGACACCUACUGCAUGUUUUGGUGGUGACCAUUGGUGGCUCUUCACUGAGUUUGCACACAUGUGUAUCCUUAGAGACAGUCAUGUGAAUCAUGAUCGAUAGUCCAGUACAUGCAUAGUUUAUACGAUUGUAAUAGCUAUAUGAUGAGAAAAGGAACUGGAGUUCGUAUAUAAGUUUAGAGCAUGAUCAGUAAGUCAAUUGAUCUAAGAAUUGCGAGUGAAAAUCAGAAACAUCUACCAUUAUGAUGAUUGGAAUACUUUUCGUCGUUGCAUCUUUACAAUUAGUCGCCUGUGUUCCCAUCAACACCACAGUAGCUGUCAGUCCAAUGGAGGAGCAAACAGCUCAACAGGAGCAACAAGACAUUGCCUGUCUUCUCAGAGAUAAUGCAGGAAAGAGAUCGACAUUCUACACAGCUGUUCGAGCAAAGCACGGAUUCCAAGACACGCCAGUGCGAUCACUUCGGCCGAAAGUGUUUCAGAGUGACUCAGUCCGAUGCUUUAGUCAGCGUCAAUGCCCGGAGUCUGAGAUCACCUGGUGCUUCAAUCUGUACCAUCCCUCCAAGUGUAUUGAGGUGUGUUGGGACUCUAGUGGCAAUGUCAUCAAUAUGACUGAGAAUGGUCUCCCUCUUGAGCUCGACAGUGUCUUCAGUGUAACCAAUGGAUGUUUGUUCAGCGGUGGAGAUUCGUGUGUGGAGUUAAAAGACACUCCGUUCUUUGUCGAUGGAGGACUCCUCACAUGUACGGCUGAGAGCAGCAGCUGUGUCCAUAAGUCAUUCAUUAGCAUCACCGUAGAUUACGUAGGUCUCACUACUGAUCCUCCGACUAUACAGUUCCACAAUGCAUCGAGUGAGCUUGUACUAGGGGAACAGAACAUCUACCUUGUAUCUGCCGAGUAUCCAACUGAGCCAAUCGAUUUCUUCUUUGGAUUUAGUGAUGGUCUUACGCCAUACAUUAAUGGAGAACCUGUUGCCAUGACAAUUCCUCAGGAUGGGCCGUUUUGUGAGGUAACUGAUGGAUGCUUAGCUGCCAGCCCACAGUAUGACAACACCAGGACAGAGCGUGUCCGGUUCUACAGCUCCAUGGUAACCGACUACGGGUGUCCAGCCACCUCACGCACAUUCUACAGCUGGCUUGUCAUUGAUGAUGCACAAGAGGCGGAUGACCUUGUUGAGUACCGAUUCCGUGCCUCUGUGUAUGUGUACGACCCUUACCCACAUCAAGUUUACAAUGAGUUCACUCUCAACCUAAGUCCAGUUGACCAGCCAGGAAGUGGAGAGGACAUGACAUUGUGAUGAAGAACAAUAAAAGCAUACUGAACAUUCUCAUGAUGAAUUUAGCACAUUAGACAAGUGUAUAAAAGUGAAAACCAUUAUUCUUUUCAUGAAAAAUAAUUAUGAAAUGGACAAUGAA